AUGAAAAUCAAGAAGCAACAUAAUAAGCAUUCUGUUACUAAAAGAUUGAAUUUACUUAAUAGAAAACAAUGUCUUGAUUUUUAUCUUAUAAUUAAUGAAAAAUUAAAAGAUUUACAAAAUGCUAAUAAAGGAGAAAUAAAAAAGAGUGAUGGAUUAGAAUAUGAAGAAGUUCAGACUAUGUUUGCAUCACCAGUUUUAAUAUAUGAAUUUCAUAGGAAUUAUUAA
Messenger RNA from Funneliformis geosporum, 225 nucleotides. The record is from the annotation of a GenBank genome assembly. NCBI's taxonomy places the organism in Eukaryota, Fungi, Glomeromycota, Glomeromycetes, Glomerales, Glomeraceae.